This is a messenger RNA of Urocitellus parryii (Arctic ground squirrel), 749 nucleotides long. NCBI's taxonomy places the organism in Eukaryota, Metazoa, Chordata, Mammalia, Rodentia, Sciuridae. The record is from RefSeq and is a predicted model, not a curated record.
CUAGGUAUUUAUUACAAUAUCAGGAGCCAAUUCCUUGUGAGCAGUUGGUUACUGCACUGUGUGAUAUCAAACAAGCUUAUACACAGUUUGGAGGAAAACGUCCCUUUGGUGUUUCGUUGCUGUACAUUGGCUGGGAUAAGCACUAUGGUUUCCAACUCUAUCAAAGUGAUCCUAGUGGAAAUUAUGGGGGAUGGAAAGCCACCUGCAUUGGAAAUAAUAGCGCUGCAGCUGUGUCAAUGUUGAAACAAGACUACAAAGAAGGAGAAAUGACCUUGAAGUCAGCACUUGCUUUAGCUAUCAAAGUGCUAAAUAAGACCAUGGAUGUUAGUAAACUGUCUGCUGAAAAAGUGGAAAUUGCCACACUUACAAGAGAGAAUGGAAAGACGGUGAUCAGAGUUCUCAAACAAAAGGAAGUGGAGCAGUUGAUCAAAAAACAUGAGGAAGAAGAAGCUAAAGCUGAGCGUGAGAAGAAAGAAAAAGAACAGAAAGAAAAGGACAAAUAGAACCAGGGAUUUUAUAACCCAUUUGGGGCACCAUUUCAGUGUAAAGGCUGUUCUACUCUUCCACCUGAGAAGGCUUUUUCAAAAACUUGUGCAGGUGGGGAAAUAGGACAUUCCAUACUGAAUUGGGUCUUUGUCAUUUCUGCUCAAUUGAAUACUUUGUUGUAAUGAUGAUUAUUCUUUAUGGACAUCUUAAAUUUCACACUUUUUUUUGGAAUAAAACUUGAAAAGAACGGAGAUGGUGAAGGA